AUUUUUAAGGUGAAUCCAAAAAAAUUAAUAAAGUCAAGAGCAGGGUUACUUUCACAACGGGCACUGCUCUGUGAUACCUCCAAGCUUGAUCGUGAGAAAGAUUAUUUUAGUUAGUUCUUGCUAUGUACAGAUUUAAAGGUAUUACCUUUUCCAUACCUUGCAAAUGCUUUAAUUUUACCGAUUUGAAUUAAGAGUGGAAAAUCAGUGAAACAAGAGGAUGAGACCUCGGAGUGCAGAAUGAAUGUCUUUUCACCACCCAGGAAAAGUCAGCACUGCUGAGAGGGAGACGUAGCGUGGAUCCGUAUAACAUUUAAAGUCAAUGAUAAUCUGGGUGAAAGGAUCAUGCAGGAUUACGAGCGUUUGCCCUUUUGCUUAGCCCACAGAUCUGCCGCGGACGCCGUCGCAGACAUGCUGAGGAGCGCUCUGCUGGUCGCGGCGCUCUGGCUCCUGCGCGCGCAGCCCUUUCCGUGCCCACCCUCCUGCAGGUGCGCCUUCCGCGACGCCGCGCACUGCUCGCGCGGCACGGUGGCCGGCAUCGCCGCGCUCGGCCUGCCCACCAACCUCACGCAUAUCUUGCUCUUCCAAAUGGGCCGCGGCACCUUGCAGAACAACAGCUUCAGUGGCAUGACCGUCCUGCAGCGCCUGUUGCUGUCUGACAGCCACAUUUCCGCCAUUGCCCCGGGUACAUUCAACGACCCGAUAAAACUUAAAACCCUGAGGUUAUCGCGCAACAAGAUCACUCAUCUCCCAGGCGCACUGUUGGAUAACCUGGUGCUCCUGGAACAGUUGUUUCUGGACGGCAAUGAACUAAAGAGCCUUGACCAAAACCUGUUUCAGAAACUGGUUCACCUGCAGGAGCUCUUUCUGAACCAAAACCAACUCGCUUUCCUGCCUGCUAGCCUCCUCACACACCUGGGGAACCUGAAACUGUUGGAUUUAUCGGGAAACAAUUUGACCCACCUGCCCGAGGGGUUGUUUGGGGUUCAGGUUAAGCUGGAGAAGCUUCUGCUCCACUCGAACCGGCUGGUCUCUUUGGGGUCGGGGCUGUUGGACAGCCUGCGCGCCCUGAAGGAGCUGCAGCUCCACACCAAUCACCUCCGUUCCAUCGUCCCCGGCGCCUUCGACCGGCUGCGAAGCCUGAGCUCCUUGACCCUUGCCGGAAACCGCCUCGAGUUUCUGCCCUCCGCCCUCUUUCUUCAUUCGCACAAUCUGACCUUCCUGACCCUGUUCGAGAACCCGCUGGAGGAACUCCCCAAGGUGCUCUUCGGGGAGAUAGGCGGCCUGCGGGAGCUGAGGCUGACAGGCACCCAGCUGCGCACCCUGCCCGCCGCCGCCUUCCGCAACCUCACCGGCCUGCGCGUCCUGGAGGUGUCGCUGAGCCCGAGGCUGAGCGCGCUCCCGGAGGACGCCUUCCGAGGCCUCGGAGAGCUGCAGGUGCUCGCCCUGCGUUCCACAGCCCUGGCCUCGCUCCCCGCCGGCCUGCUCCGCGGCCUCGGCCGGCUCCGCCACGUGUGGCUGCGCAGCAACCGGCUGCGCGCCGUGCCCAGCGCCCUUUUCCGCAACCUCAGCAGCCUGGAGGAGGUCCAGCUCGACCACAACCAGCUGGAGACCCUGCCGGGCGACGCGUUUGAGGCUCUGCCCCGGCUGGCGGCGGUCCUGCUGGGACACAAUCCCUGGCGCUGCGACUGUGGCCUGGGGCCGUUCCUGGCGUGGCUGCGGCGGCACGCGGACCUCGUGGGUCGAGCCGAGCCCCCGCAGUGUCACGGGCCCGGGCCGCACGCCGGCCGACUGCUCUGGACCCUGCAGGCCGGCGACCUCGGCUGCCCGCGCCCCGGGAGCCCGCCUCCCAGCCGCCUGGCCGGGGGCUACUCCGAAGGCCCCCCGCAGCCCACCCUGCCCGCCGCCCCUGCCCGCGCUAACUUGGGACCCAAGCGCUCCGAGUCGUGGACCCGGCAGGUGGCUGAGGACCAAAGUCAGGACCAUAGCCUGUUCUGGGGUCUUUAUUUUCUGCUUUUAGCCGCUCAGGCCCUAAUUACCGGGAUUAUUGUGUUUGCGAUGAUUAAACUCGGCAGGCUCUUUCGGAAAUUAAUCACAGAGCUCUGGUUCGAGGCGAUGAGAAAACCUUGCAAUUAAUUAAAACGUGACCGGAGUAUUGUCAGACGCGGCUCCGGGGAGAGUCCAGACCAGCUGACGCUAUCUUCCUCUCCCUUCUUCCUCCUCUGCCAUCCCCUUCCCUCCCUCUCUCCUCCCCGCUCAGUGACACCUCUCCCUCUGAGCCCCCCUACCAUUUACAGUGGUAAACCCUGACUGUCUGUUGUACCUGCCUUCCCAUCCGCAGCGUGCUCCUGGCAGCGCGGACCGCGACGGCCCCUCCCUGUGCCCACAGGGGGUCUCUCCAGUAUGAACUGAGGGAGGGUGCAAAGAAGACAGCCAACUCAGGCCAGGGCCUGCCUCCUGCAGCUGGUAGAUGGCUGCAAAUGUUAAAAUGAAUAAAUAGAAUGCGUGGGAUCCGGCGAUGGUAGCUUUUCCUAGGGGAGAAGAUGGGUUGCUCUCUUUCCCUUUAUCUGAAGAGCAGAACUCUUUCACAGUUCUUUUCGUCCCGUUUUUUCUCACUCUACGUAUGUCUGACCUGUGGGAUUUGGGAGAAAGCGCUGAUCUCCAUCCACCCAAGAGUGUAGACAGGCUUGUGUGGCUGACGAAGGGCUGAGAGAGACAACCCAGCCCUCCC
Molecule: messenger RNA, 2728 nt
Organism: Dama dama (fallow deer)
Lineage: Eukaryota; Metazoa; Chordata; Mammalia; Artiodactyla; Cervidae
Gene: GP5
Product: glycoprotein V platelet
Exons: 1
Coding region: 343-2133 (596 amino acids)
Cellular component (GO): plasma membrane
Molecular function (GO): protein binding
Source: RefSeq, a predicted model, not a curated record